AUGGAGGGACUAUGCAUGCUGUUAAAACGACUGGCAUACCCUUGUCGUUUCAGUGAUAUGAUUGAAACGCGUUUUGGAAGAUCUGUUUCUGAGCUAUGUAUGAUAACAAAUCGAGUGAUGGAUUUUAUCUACGACACCCAUGGCCACCGCAUCACUCAGUGGAAUCCUGCUGUGCUAAAUCCUGGAUUUCUUGAACAGUACGUAGCUGCCAUUGAAGGUAAAGGUGCCGCCCUAGACAACUGCUUUGGGUUUGUUGAUGGCACGGUGCGUCCAAUCUCCAAACCGGGUGAACAGCAGAGGAUUGUGUAUAAUGGGCAUAAAAGGGUCCACGCCCUGAAGUUUCAGUCAGUUGCUGUACCCAAUGGGCUCAUUGCAAAUAUGUAUGGUCCAGUAGGUAUGCUCCUUUUAAGAAAUAUAUAACUAGUCAACACAAAGUACUCAUUUUAAAGCUUGGAUAUUUCACAUUAUUAAUUUUAUUUGAUAUUUGUUUUUCAGAAGGUAAGAGGCACGAUUCAGGAAUGUUGGCUGAUUCCGGGCUUCUUCGGGAUCUAGAGGCUUACGCGUUUUCACCAGCAGGCUUACCAAUGUGCAUAUAUGGAGAUCCAGCCUAUCCCCUUAGAGUCCACCUACAAGGCCCUUUCCGGAACCCUCAUCUCACUCCUUUAAUGGAAGCAUUCAAUGCUUCCAUGAGCUCUGUAACGAUUUCAGUGGAGUGGCUCUUUGGAGACAUUAUAAACUAUUUCAAGUUUUUGGAUUUUAAGAAGAAUUUAAAAAUUGGCAUGAGCAGCAUUGGCAAGAUGUAUAUUGUCUGUGCACUACUGCACAAUGCCCGCACCUGUCUCUAUGGCAAUAAGACCUCGUCAUUUUUCGAGCUUGAACCCCCCACCCUCGAGGAAUACUUUGCUUAG
Messenger RNA from Porites lobata, 908 nucleotides. The record is from the annotation of a GenBank genome assembly. Lineage: Eukaryota; Metazoa; Cnidaria; Anthozoa; Scleractinia; Poritidae.